CAUAGAACCCCACCCACACAUACAUUGACAAAAACCUCAAAAGCUGACAAGAUGCCUUCCGAUUCCCAAGAUCAGCCAAAACAAGUUGCUGCAUUGCUGGGAGGUCAACGCAAAGUUGACGUAUACGAAGCUACGGGUGGUGCCGUGACUUCCCAGUUCGCAGCACACAACCUCUCGGUCCUCCCACCCGUACCUCCAAAUGCCAUCAUUCACGACAACGCCUGUGGUGCCGGAACAGUAUCUCGUCUAAUUCUCUCCUCGAACACAUUGUCGGAUGUCAAGAUCUAUGCCACAGACAUCGACCAAGUUUUCCUCGACGCACUCCAAUCAGACAUCCAGAAGAACUUCUGGCCCAUCGAGGUAUCGAACCAGAGGUCUGAGAGUUUGUCGUUCCCAGACGACUACUUUACACAUUCAAUCAACAACAUUGGUAUCUUUUUCACUAGCUCAGCCGGUCUGGAUGGUGCCAAAGAAAUCUACCGCACACUGCAACCCGGCGGCACCGCAGUGGUAAACUGCUGGAAGGAUGUGACUUGGCUCCCGCCAUUCGCACUCGUGCAUCAAGCCCUCCGUCCAGGAAAGCCCUACCCAGCACCGCCUAUACUUUGGAAAGACGGCCAGCAGAUCCAGAAAGUGAUGUUGGAGGCGGGUUUUUCAAAGGAGAACAUGAGAGUAGAGAAGAGCGAGGCUUGGGCAAAAACUAAUGAUUUGAGAGAUUGGGCGGAGAAAUCUUGGGCGUAUCUGGGUGGCAUAGGCGGCUGGGCGGAGACGGAUGGCGAAAGUUGGGAUGAUGCGGUUGACCUGCUGAUGAAGUACCUUUUGGAGCAAGAGGGUACGAAGAGGGUUGGUGAGGAAGUUUGGAUGAGGGCCAGUCAGUGGGUGGUCAUUGCUACGAAGUGAUUCUAGGUGAGAUUAGGGGUGCUGGUAUCGUUGUAAGUGAUCACGAUCGUUGCAAUCGCUCAUAUGUCAACGGCUUUGAGAUAUAAUUGGGAGCUAUCGAGUCCAGACAUGUACUGUAGAGUUGCCAAUCAUUGCAAUACAUAAUCGCCGUUCAUCUUCAUCGUUAGACCUUUCCCCUCAUU
Alternaria rosae is the source of this 1082-nucleotide messenger RNA. RefSeq lists its product as uncharacterized. The transcript has a single exon. Lineage: Eukaryota; Fungi; Ascomycota; Dothideomycetes; Pleosporales; Pleosporaceae. Bases 52 to 900 code for a protein of 282 amino acids. The record is from RefSeq and is a predicted model, not a curated record.